AUAUAUAUAUAUUUAUUUAUGACCCUGCAGGCCUGCCUUUGCUGCAAGCUACAGCAAAAGAAUUGCAUUCUUUUUUUGAAGAUCCUUCACAUUUAGCAGCAUGGGAGAGACAUGGUUACCAAGCGAUAUUAAAUUCAAAUCCAUAUUGGGAAGAGGAUACAGCAAGACCUGAUGUCAGAUAUGACCUUCACACCAGUCACAAACAGAGCCCAGCAUGUGAGGAACAGAAGAUUCUGCUCUUCCUCUUUCUGAGUUAUUCUGAUCCAUUUCAGGACAAGCCAGCCUAUAAUUUCUGGAAUCGGCGAUCAAUCAUGUCUCAUCUCUACCCUAUUCUCAUGUUCAGUGAGCAGGCUGUGAAGGGCGCUAUCCAAGAAGUGCUUAAUAGGGUCUUGGAGCAGCACCACAAAAUAGCCCAGGAACAGCAGAAAUUGGUCAGCUCUUUGUCCAUCAUGCUAGAAGCCAUGUCCACCAUCAUUUCAAGCAGCACUGACAGUGAGUUCAGAAGGAGGUGUCUCCAGCACUUACAGGCUGCAGAUACCCAGCAGUUCUCGGCAACAGCCAAAAAGACCUUCAGCAAAAUCAUUUUUCAGCGAUGGAAGCCAAGCAGCACAUGUGACAACAGGAGGCCAUUGUCUAGCACAGAUGGAGUGGGGCAGCUGAGCGCAGACUAUGAUUUACCUUCCAUCUGUCAGCAUUCAAGCUCCCAUGUUAGUUCUGCUGGACUGGAAAAUGGAGGGAGCUGUGGAGAAGGUAACUAG
This is a messenger RNA of Heteronotia binoei (common prickly gecko), 758 nucleotides long. RefSeq names its product type 2 DNA topoisomerase 6 subunit B-like. Bases 312 to 758 code for a protein of 148 amino acids. Gene Ontology annotation, biological process: meiotic DNA double-strand break formation. The record is from RefSeq and is a predicted model, not a curated record. The transcript has 6 exons. Lineage: Eukaryota; Metazoa; Chordata; Lepidosauria; Squamata; Gekkonidae.